AUGACCAGCAGACAGGGGUGGGGACUGUUGAUGCUGCGGAGGAACGGCAGGAUGGGUUUGGGGCGGUCGUGCCCAAGGAGAGUCAUGGCGUGUCUGAUAGGAUUGGCUAGCAGAUGCAACGUGUUCGAUUUGAGGGGAGCCAUUCUGAACAGGGACGACAGGAUCUUGGGAGGGUGGUGGACGAUACUGAAAGUUAAGGUCCUUCAAGGAUGGGAGACGAAAGUCGUUGUUCAUGUUGGGCGGUGGUGGAAGAGAAUACCUAGCAUGGUGUGCUGGAUGAUGGGCAGAGGCCAUCGGUGCAAUAGUGGAUGAAGAUUGGAUAAAGAUCAAGAAAGCUCUGCCAGGACGAGGACGAGGUAAGAGAAUGUAUCAGAGAUUGACAGCGAGUGUAUCUGGGAGUAAAAGGCAGAGUGUAUCUCAGCGU
Messenger RNA from Serpula lacrymans var. lacrymans S7.9, 424 nucleotides. RefSeq lists its product as uncharacterized. The coding region runs from base 1 to 312 and encodes 103 amino acids. The record is from RefSeq and is a predicted model, not a curated record. The transcript has a single exon. NCBI's taxonomy places the organism in Eukaryota, Fungi, Basidiomycota, Agaricomycetes, Boletales, Serpulaceae.